GUAACCCUGGGUGGUCUACCACUCGCUGUGGAGGAUAUUAACAAAGAUCCCACUCUACUGCCCGGCAAACGUUUGACCUUCAAAGCCUACGAUAUUGGCCAAAAGGCAAGCGAUUAUCGUGUACAACCAAUUAGAAUUAUGACACAAAUGAAAAAUGAUAAUAUUGCUGCUUUUAUUGGACCAGAUGAAAGUUGCACUACCGAGGCGUUGUUGGCGGCGGCUUGGAAUAUUCCAAUGAUAUCCUUC
This is a messenger RNA of Musca vetustissima, 246 nucleotides long. RefSeq names its product guanylate cyclase 32E-like. NCBI's taxonomy places the organism in Eukaryota, Metazoa, Arthropoda, Insecta, Diptera, Muscidae. The annotation marks the transcript as partial. The transcript is spliced from 2 exons. The record is from RefSeq and is a predicted model, not a curated record.